GGUUGCAGGUGAGUGGGGCCAUGGCGGCCGGGCAGCGCAGCGCCGCUCAGGCGGCCUGGCUGCUGCAGGUGGCAUGCUAGCCCGGGCUGCCAUGCGCCAGCGCAGCGGUCCCGGCAGCAGCAGCAGCAGCGUGAGAGCGGCGGCGGCGGCGGCGGUUGCGGCACCGGCGGUUGCGGCACCGGCGGCGGGGGCCCGGGCGACCCAGAGCGGCCAGCAGGCACCGCGGCGUUCGCGCAGCGCCCCGAAGCGUCACCACGGAUCACGCGCAGGCGCCGCACGACCAUCAGCCGGCUGGCGAAGGCAAGAGCAUGUCCUUCCUGUUCCGCUUCCACGACCUGAUCGGAGGCAUCCAUGUGCCCAUCGACGACGGCGUGGACAAGCUGAACCGCAAGUACACCCUGGUGGUGUUCCUGUUCCUGGCGCUGCCCAUCUUUACGCGCCAGUAUAUCGGCGACCCGAUCGAGUGCUUCACGCCGACCUACUUCACGGACGCCCAGGCGCGCUUCGUCAACAGCUACUGCUGGACAGCCUCCACCUACUACCUGGUGAGCGACGCCGAGGGCGACGAGGCGGCCGAAGCUCCGCCGCGCGAGCCGCCGGACCCGCGUGUGCAGCCUGAGGAGCUGGACUACGCGGGCUUUGAGACCCCGCCAGCGGGUGGCGUCGAGCGUCUGCGGCGCGUGCACGUCUCGUACUACCAGUGGGCGCCGCUGAUCCUGCUAGUGCAGGGCUGCUGCUUUCACCUGCCCUUCGUGCUAUGGGGCGCGUGCGCGCACAGCGCGGGCGUCAAGCUGCGCCGGCUGCUCAAGCGGGCCUCGGACAUCGCCAGCCUGCCGCCGGGCUGCCAGCAGCGCGAGGCCCUCCUGUCCGAGUUCGUGGACCAGUUCCACACGCUGGUGGCCGGCAGCGCGGGCUGCUGCACGGACCCGGCCUGCGGCCUCCCGCUCGCCUGCCGCUGUGUGGGCGGCCCCACGCGCUACCUCUGUUUACUAUACCUGCUGGUCAAGUCGCUCUACGUGCUCAACGUGGGCCUCCAGUUCCUGAUGCUCACGGCGUUCCUGGGCCGCGGCUUCCUGCGCCACGGCCUCGAGCUGGCACGACGGCUGGCCGCCGACGGCGACUGGUGGAACUCGCCGCGGUUCCCGCUGCAGACGCUGUGCCAGGUGCGAGCCGCGCUCCAGGGCGGCCUGCGCACCUACCUCUGUCGCUGCGUACUGCCCAUCAACGUGUUCAACGAGAAGAUCUUCUCCGUCGUCUGGUUCUACCUGGCGCUCCUGCUGCCGCUGAACCUGGCCAGCCUGCUGCUCUGGCUGUGGCGCUGCUUCCGCUGCAACCGGUUCGCCUUCGUGCGGCUCUGCCUCUGGAGGACCCGCAUGGUGAGCCUGGGCGAGCUGUCGCGCGUGUCGCGCAAGAUCGCCGUCAACUACCUGGGCUGGGACGGCGUGUUCGUGCUGCGCCUCAUCGAGAACAACCAUGGCAGCGCCAUGGCCACCGUCAUCCUGGGCCGCCUGUACGACUUCUACGCCAACCAGAUGAAGGCGCAGGACGACGGCUCCGACGUGGAGCUGGGCCCCAUGCCGCCCUCGGUGGCCGCCCAACAGUCCGGCGCCAUGCACCCGUGCCACGGCGCGCCCUGCCACGGCGGCGCGGCCGCCCCCUGCGCCCACCAGUUCGGUGCCAGGCGGCCCGGGGGCUACUGGGGCAAGUGAGCGCGCAGCAGGGACCUAGCCAGUUACCGUAGCCGGCCCUAGCGGCCGCUAGGCUCGCCUAGAGCACACACAUGUAUCCCAGAGAGGGCCGCCCUCGCUAUGCAAGCCCGGCGAGGCGGCUUCCACACCGCCUCGCGCGUGGCACCGUGUAUCUCUAUCGCCCCGGGCCCUGCUGCGGCCGCUGGCCCCAAUGGCAGCCAGACCCCUUGGUACCGCCUGGGGGCGCCUCUCUCUUACGAGGGGGCCGCCCCGACUAGUAGCUCGCCAGGGGCCGCUUCCCGCCGGCGGUGCGAGGACCGCCGCCGCCGCACGAGGACCGCCGCUCUCCGGGCAGCCUGCGCGCAGGUGAGGCUCGCGUCUGCCGCGCCGGCGGCGACCACUCCACGCCUUGUCUCCCCGCCGCAGGCAGAGCCUUCCAACCCGGACGACGGCCAGGACCACACGAGGUCUUCCGGCCCGAGGGCAGCCUCCCGGGCCGAUGCCGCGUGGCGCGGUGGCGGGUCCCACAGGGCCGGCGAGAAGCGUUCCUGCACGGCGAGAUCCCGCCCUGGCGAGCACCCGUUGGGACCCAGCGGGAAGCGCUCGGCUUCCGCACCAGCCGUUCGGACUGCCAACUCGCGACUCAGAGGCGAACGUAGAAAUCAUUGCCAAGUAUUUCAUGCUUAACCACAUCAGCUGAUAUUAUUUGCUAACGGGCUCUGGAGCGAAGAAACAAUCUUAAAUUACUCAUCCAGAAUAUGUUCCUAGCUGCGAAUUCUAAUAAACGGACAAACGGGAGUAAACCCCCAA
This is a messenger RNA of Dermacentor albipictus, 2498 nucleotides long. RefSeq names its product innexin unc-9-like. The record is from RefSeq and is a predicted model, not a curated record. Gene Ontology annotation, molecular function: gap junction channel activity. Gene Ontology annotation, cellular component: plasma membrane; gap junction. NCBI's taxonomy places the organism in Eukaryota, Metazoa, Arthropoda, Arachnida, Ixodida, Ixodidae.